AUGCACCGAUUCAUUGAAGACUACGCUAUCUAUGCUUCGGUGGUAUAUGAAGUGCACGAGGUGGAAACUGGAGAAACGAUCGGAUCUGAGGAAGAUCAUGUUCAGAACGACCCGAUUGCACAAGUUUACGUCCCACCGGAACUGCAGCUGGUGGAACCAUUGAAUAAGAGGUGGAACAGGGCGCAGAAGGCCUUCACCGCCCUGAAAACCAAGAUCGUGACGGAUCCAAUUGUCCGCCACUUCAACGAGACGAGAACGCCGGUAGUUAUUGUAUAUGGCAGUGAUUGGGCGAAAUGUGCUUCAUUGCGCAAGAACACGACGGGAUCUGUCAUCCGCCGCACCCUGAAGACGAAUGAGUUGAAUUACAAUGUGACCGAAAAGGAAGUACUGGCACUACUGAGGAUUCUGGAUCUCUACUACAAUUUAUUGGUGGGAGGCGAGACCCGGGUCCUAACGAGGAAUUCCACAUUAGCCUGGCUGUUCAAGUCGAAAGGAUUACAGGGUCGCAUAUGGCAGUGGUCAGCUCUCCUGGCCCCGUGGACGCUCGAGAUUGCUAAGUGCACGACAGGCGAGGACGAGAUACUGGGGGCGAUCGCUGACAGCAUCACGCCGAGGAAGGAAGCUAAACGCCGGCCCCAAACGCCGAUACCCACCGUAGAUCCGGAAGAGGAGUUAUGGGUGAUCAGCUUUGAUGGAUCGGCUCGAGUGAAGCGUGGCGGAGACACGUUCAGCGCGAUUUCUGCCCGAAUGGGAGGUGGUCAAAGCCAGAUCGGGCUAUCUCGAGAGCUUCAUCGUGAACAAACGGAAUACAACGGUCUGAUCCUGGGACUCGACACGCUAGAGGACCUAGCCCGCAAGCGCCUAGUGAUCGGUGGUGAUUCCAACUUAUUGAUUCGAGUGUUCGGGGCGAGAUCGAUUGCGAAGCACCCGGGCUCGCACUAUUGA
This is a messenger RNA of Phytophthora megakarya, 945 nucleotides long. NCBI's taxonomy places the organism in Eukaryota, Oomycota, Peronosporomycetes, Peronosporales, Peronosporaceae. The record is from the annotation of a GenBank genome assembly.